Messenger RNA from Schistocerca gregaria, 1149 nucleotides. Its product is annotated as bile salt-activated lipase-like. The transcript is spliced from 8 exons. The record is from RefSeq and is a predicted model, not a curated record. The coding region runs from base 1 to 1149 and encodes 382 amino acids. Lineage: Eukaryota; Metazoa; Arthropoda; Insecta; Orthoptera; Acrididae.
AUGGCGGGGAAAAGCCCGAAGGCCCAAGAGUAUGUAACAGUGGACACACAAGAAGGCACCCUCAGGGGCCUCAUGACAGAGACGUACACAGGGAAGCCCAUGUUCAAGUUCGAAGGCGUCCCAUAUGCAAAACCACCCUCGAAAGAUCUUCGUUUCCAGUGGCAUUUUUUUGUAGGUUUCUUAAGCACUGGUGAUGAAGUCGUUCCUGGAAACAUGGGUCUAAAGGAUCAGACGGAGGCCCUUCGCUGGGUGCAGAGAAACAUCGCGGCGUUCGGCGGCGACCCGCAGCGGGAGACCUUACUUGGCCAAAGCGCCGGAGGAGCAUCCAUUCAGUACCACCUCAUGUCUCCACUGAGCAAAGCUAUCUCAGCUGAGUGGUACUUCAAUGAUAGUGUAAGUUUGUUCAGCUGCGUAUGGGCACCUAGUGUUGAACAAGAAAACGAUUCCGCAUUUUUGACUGAAGAGCCGCAGAAAAUUGUGGCUGAGGGUCGCUUCAAUAAAGAUCCCUACCUCGCAGGAGCACUUGACCUCGAGCAGCUGAGACAAACGCAGCGAAACGGAGUGUUAUCCACAGAGGAACAAGUGGGCAAUUUAAACGAGAACUUUGACACGAUCGUGGGUUGCGAUAUCAGACUUCCGACGAGGCAAGAGCAAUUGGACGCCGCUAAUUCUGUCAAACAGUCCUAUUACAGUGGCAGUGACAUCACCUUGGAGGACAGCUACACCACAGCACUGUUUGAUUCGCACCUCUUCUUCGUGGAAGGUGUCGACGCCAUGGUGAGAAGUGUGGCCCGCUACUCCACAGAGCCUGUCUACUACUACCUGUUCUCAUUCAACGGCCCUCUCAGCUCAUACCCUGGCGGUGCAGGAGCGGCGCAUGGAGAUGAUCUACAAUACCUGUUCGCGAGUAAUGAGGUGGAACCCGAUUCUCCUUCAGGCAUAAUCCAGGCUCAAAUGACAGAAAUGUGGGCUAACUUCGCCAAAUAUAGCGAUCCAACGCCGGAACAGAAAUCACUUCUAACACAGACGUGGAAAGAGUACGAUGAAUCGUCUCAGUUCUGCUUAGAGAUAACAUCACCUCUUAAAAACGGCACUAAUGUGUUUGGUCCGUAUAUGAAAUUCUGGCACGACCUGCUCCCUCUUAGUUAA